AUACUUUUCCCCGUAUACAUGUCAUUUAACGACUAAAUAUUUCCCAUGUUAUAACGUUGUCCGGUGAGCUAUAGUGAAAACUACCAGUCCCAGAAUGCAGUUCUAUACCUUACGUUUGGUGACAUAACACGUAGAGGCGGAGAAUGCAUAUUUUCGCAGCCUGUAUUUGAAUUGCUAAAUGUAUUUAUUUAUUUUAUUAGCACCUGUUCCUAGCGGCGCGUUAUCCGUAGUCACCUGUAUGAUGUAAUCACCCCGGAGACCGACUGACUAACCCCACGGACACUAUUACAAUCACGCACAGCCUCGUAGCCGCCACCGCACAAUAGACACGCAGAACAAUAGUUGCGCGUUUUCUUUUCUCUUCGUUAUGUUGUUCGUGUUUAUGCGAAGGUCUGCGCAGCGUUUGACUCGAGUGCUGGUGAAGCGCCGUGGUCUUCAGCUGACUUGUUCGGGGAUGUCGGGCAGUAAGGCGCUGGGAGGGGGCGCGAGGCGCAGGCGGACGCGGUGCCGGCGCUGCCAGGCUUGCAUGAGGACAGAGUGUGGAGAGUGCAACUUCUGUAAGGACAUGAAGAAGUUCGGAGGGCCCGGCCGGAUGAAGCAGUCCUGCCUCCUGAGACAGUGCACGGCGGUGGAGGAGGAGGAGGAUGGGUUGAAGAAACAGGAGCCGGUGUUGCCUCACACAGCCGUGUGUUUUGCAUGUGGGGAGGCGGGGAAGGAGGACACAGUGGACUCCGAGGAAGAGAAGUUCAGCCUUUGUCUGAUGGAAUGCACCAUCUGUAAUGAAAUCAUCCACCCCAGCUGUCUAAAGAUGGGAAAAGCUGAAGGAAUCAUCAAUGACGAAAUCCCAAACUGCUGGGAAUGUCCGAAGUGCCACAAGGAGGGCAAAACCAGUAAGGACCAGGCCGACGGUUCGGGGAAGCGCAGGAUGGACAACGGGGCAGUGGGCCGCUGGAAGCUCACAGAUGACCCUCCCCCUAAGAAGAAAGCUCCUCCGUCCCUUGAUGAUGGGGGGAGGACAGAGGGGGGGCACAAGAGGAAGAAGGAGAAGGACCUGCCUCAGGACAGUGGGGCCAAAAAGAAGAUGAAAGGGGGCCAUGAAAAACGUCUCAAGAAAAAACCCAAACAGGAGGUGGUGGAGUCGAACGGUCCUGCCUCAUCAGGAGGAGGUGCAGGAGGAUUACAGGGCUCCUCCACCUCUUCUCAGCCUGGAGGAGGCACAGGAGGGACAGCGAGUGCAGACCAGCGCUCCCAUCACAGGGAGAAACUGGAGCGCUUUAAGAGGAUGUGUCUGCUAGAGCGUCGGCCAGACUCCUCGUCGUCGUCGUCCUCCAGCUCAGAGUCAGACUCAGAGUCCGACUCUGACGACUCCUUGAGGGGGGAGCAGGGGGUAGAAGGCUCCUCACCCUCACCCUCACCCUCCUCUCCUGUCCCGCCUCCUCCUGUUGUUCAUGGCAGUAGCGGCGGGCGGGCAGAGAGAGAGAGGAGUCGCAGCGAGAGGGAGAGGGAGCGAGAGCGAGAGCGACGUCUGGCUGAGCUGGGCUUCAGUGCCAGUGAGGAGUCGGAAGGAGAGGGAGGUAGAGGAGAGGAUGAGGAGCGGGAGGAGGACCAAGGAGGGGCUGACAAGCCACAGCGGAGAGGGGGAGGAGAGGGAGCUUUGCCUCAACGAGGACGGAAAGGGUUGCUGGAUGGAGAAGAUGAGGACACCCCCACAUCGGAGAGGACCAGGAAAAAUUCAGCCUCCCUCCCUCCCCCGUCCCCCCUCUCCUCUAAUCAGAUGACCUCGUCCUCACAACACGACAGCUUCAUGCCGAAGCAGCGCAGCAAUGGGCAGGAUGCACGCAAUGGACGGACACGUGGGGGGGUUGGAGGCGAGAAGGAGAAUGCCAGUGGUGUACUGACCAAUCAUAGACACAGUGGGGGAGUGACCAAAAGCAGCGGAAAUCGUGGCAACAAGAUCCGUAGCAACACAAAGAACCCAGCAUCCAGGAACAACAGCUCCUUGUCUAACUCGUCCCUCCCCACUUCAAAUGGGGGAGGGGGCGCAGGUCCGGGAGGAGCUGGACUGAUGAUGUCCGCAAUGGCGGCAUCUCCGUGCUCGCAGCCAUCUCGUCUUGCUCCCCGUUCUCAAAUGAUGAAACGCAGCCCUCCGGCUGUACCCUCGCCCCCCCGACCCGUUCAGAUGGAGAGACACCUGGUGCGCCCCCCGCCUGCCUGUCCUGAACCCAGCUGUCUGCCUCUCGACUGUGGAUCCUCCCAUAUCAUGACCCGUGACGUGUGGCUUAGAGUCUUCACCUACUUGAGCCACCGUGAGCUGUGUGUCUGCAUGAGGGUGUGCCGCACUUGGAGCCGCUGGUGUUGUGAUAAACGGUUGUGGACUCGGAUUGAUCUCAGCCGGCAGCGCUCCAUCACACCUCCGAUGCUGAGUGGUAUCAUCCGCCGGCAGCCUGUUUCCCUCAACCUAGGAUUCACCAACAUAUCUAAGAAGCAGUUAAUGUGGCUAAUCAACCGCCUGCCAGGUCUGUUGGAGUUGAAUGUAUCCGGUUGCCCGUGGCUGGCGGUCUCUGCUUUGUGUCAGGCCGUCUGUCCCUGUUUGAAGUUGCUGGAUGUCAGCAGAGUAGAGGACCUUAAAGACUCGCACCUGAGGGAGCUGUUGGCCCCCCCGCCAGACACCAGGACAGCUCAUGGUGAAACCAAAGUGGGGCGUUUCCAGAACAUAUCAGAGCUGCGGUUGGCCGGUCUGGACCUGACAGAUGCGUCAUCCCGUUUGCUAGUGCGCUACGUUCCUCACCUUACUGCGUUGGACCUAAGUCACUGCGGGAACAUCACGGACCAGACAGUGCACACACUUACUUCCCCUGUCUCCCCCCUGAGAGAGGCCCUCACCCACAUCAACCUGGCAGGCUGUGCUAAGGUGACGGAGCAGUGCGUGUCUCUGCUGCGACGCUGCUCCUCCCUCCAGACGGUUGACCUGCGCUCGUGCUCUCUCCUUUCCUCUGAGCCGGACAGCUGCUCUCCUUCCCCUCCCACACCUCCACCACCUCCAUACCCCUUUCCUCUGCCACCACUACCACCUGCUCGGUUGCUGCUUCAUCCUCUUCCUCCUCAUGCCCUCCUGAAGACAGAACUCUGCUAAAGAACAGCUAAAGUCUGGUUCCACCUGUGAUACUUGGUCCAAAUUGCCUGCAAGCGCCACCUCUCAACACAUUACACUACAGACAGGUGAGGACGAGGCGCUCGGCACAUUCCUCCCAAUGUUGGAAAGAAAGAGGACGUUGAGCAGAGACAUAGGCUGGAAAACGUUGGUAAUAGUUAACAAACAUAGAAGCCCUGAGCAUGUACAUAUUUGGUGUGUGUGCGUGUGCGUGUGUGCGUGUGCGUGUGUGUGUAUAUAUGUAGUUUAAUGUAAAUGGUCCCUUCCUGGAACACACUCCUUAGCUUCUAUCAUUUCUUCUGUCCUUCCUUCCACCCUCUGACCACUCAUCAUCUGCUCAACAAGAAGCAAGUGAAAAUGGCGACGCUCAACGGAAGGCAGACAAUAUUUAGACUCUGGAGUUGUAGGAAUGUUGCCGCUGCUCUGAUGAAGCCAGCUAAAGACACUGACGUCACUCAGAUGAGGCUUCUUUUCUGUCUGUCUCCACCCUUUGACUGGGGACCUGUCACACUGUUAGUCCAUAGGCCUGACUGAACAGGGAGUGAGUAAAGCUCCAGCUCUACGAAUGUGUCCACACUCCUCUUCCAUCUUCAUACUGUCGCCACCUCUGUUCAGUAACCCGGCAUGUAAAUCUCUGACGUACGCGUGCCUGCUCCCAGUCUUUGUGCCGAGCUAGGCUGCGUGUUCCCGUCUGCGGCUGAAACUGUUCCUUCAGAUCAGAGACGACUCCUUCACACCUGGGCAGAGCCGCAGGUGAAGGCUUCGGGUUCCAGGUCCUUUCCUUCAUGUUCCCCCGUCAGCGCUGGGUGAAUUCGAACCUCAACGUCUUCAACGUUCGCCUCAGCCAAUCAUCUUUUUCCAUCAUCCGUGUGCCUGUGUUCAUCACAGAAGUGACGGAUCAUAUAUUUCUCAGGAGUAUUUUUCUUCCUUAAUUAACCAGAUGUUAAUUUAUUGUUUCAUCUUUGUUUGAUUUCCUUUUGUUCUGUUUGCAGCAUUGUUUCCUACUGGAGCCUGAUUCUGCCAUGAAAGUUAAUAUAAUGAGAAACUAAGUCAGAAUGUUUAGAUUUUCUGUCUCAUCCUACAUGGUACUGGUUCUUAACAUCAGAUACACUAGGUCCUGACCCAGUGUUGACUUAACAGCUCUUAGUUGUUUGUUGUUCACAUGAUUUUGUUGUCCAGAUGCUUUGUUCAAAUUUGUUGAGUUUUGACUUCUUGUUUUAGGUUAUUGAAUCAUCGUGACUUUUAUCGGAUUCCCCACUUGGUCGCCUUGAUUCGUCAGCGUACUUUCCUACUUCAUUAACUUAUUUCAAAUCUAAAUCAUGGAAAAGUGGUUUCGUUAAUAGAUGGAUCUAUAAGUCUGACUCAUUUUGACUUUGUUUCUUGCAGAUUCCAUACUCUGUUAUUCAGAAAUAUUCAAACACAAAGUUAACAAAGGUGAAACUGUGUGAUUAGAGAGCUGUGCUUUGGACUUACUGUGCCAUAAUCUCUUGGUUUUAAUUGAUGACUUCCCAUCUGUUGCUGUCUUUUCUGGCUGGACUGGGCUCCUGUAGCGUCAGAGGCUUCAUUUAUGUAAGUCUAUCUGCCAAAUUUAGACUUUAGUCUGUCAGGGUAAUUAUUAUAACAAAUGUGUCCAGAAUGAAUGGAUGUUUCAUAAAUGACACUGGGAUGUUGUGGAAGGUGAAGCCACAUGGUCUCUAGCUGUGAUGUUUAUUUUUGCUUGGUUUGAACUUGGCUGUCUGUUGCAGAUGGCAGCACUGAGGGUUGGGGGGGGGGAUCCAAACAUGUUCUUACAUUUUAUUUUGUAUUUCUAUAUUUUGAAAUGUACACGUUGAAUCAACUGACCAGACGCAUGACAGUCAAACUGUAAAAAUUCUACAGUUAUAGAAACCUAUUGGUCUGAUGGGUCAAAGUGUUUUGUUUGGUUCAUGUUGCAUUACCUGGCUUUGCAGCUGGCCUGACUUCUAGGCUAAAGCUGCUGAAACAUGGGGAGAAAGCAAAAAACUGUCUGAGAACAUGUUGGUUCCCUUCAGUGUGAGGAUGGGCAGGAGAACAGUCCACGAGGAGUCUCCUGAACCGUCCAUGCUGACUCUACAGCCGAGAUAAUGCGUCCGUGCGGCAUCACCUUCAUCGGCCAGUGUGCUUGAUGUUCCAGAACUGCUGCUGGCCAUGACAUCAAAAGUAUUAGUGAAUAAUGUUUAAGUUGCUGUGCCAUAAAAUCACCAGAUCACUGUUUUACAUUGUUUUAUUCUGAAUGGGUCCGGUUUUCUGCUUUUUUUUGUGGUCUAUUUGUUUUUUAUUUUGUGUGAGAGGGAUUGUGCUGUUAAUAGUGCUUCAAACCUACAAACAUGUGAGGAGAUCCUGAACCAGAUUGGACAGUAAUCCUGAAUCUAGAAAGCUCUUAUCCAAUCAGAUAACCUGACAUAUCUCUCUCUUUUUUUAUAUGCACUGAAUCAUCAUCAUCUUCACCUGUUGCCAAAUGUAGGCUCUGCUGUGAAAGGGGGCAUUUUAUUAGGGAUUUCUUUUUGGUUCUUUUUAUAUUUUGUCCAGGACACUUUGUUGUGUUGCUGGGGAAAGAUGAGGAAGAUGUUGGAACAAAUACUGAAGAGACAAAAAGACCAACUCAAGGCAGCUACUUAUGAGUGACUACUGUAAAAUGAUUAAUAAAUAAGCAAUGGGUUUGUUUUUA
This is a messenger RNA of Betta splendens (Siamese fighting fish), 5837 nucleotides long. RefSeq lists its product as uncharacterized. Gene Ontology annotation, biological process: regulation of transcription by RNA polymerase II; protein demethylation. Gene Ontology annotation, molecular function: transcription coregulator activity; histone demethylase activity; DNA binding. Lineage: Eukaryota; Metazoa; Chordata; Actinopteri; Anabantiformes; Osphronemidae. The record is from RefSeq and is a predicted model, not a curated record.